GUGUUUCCAGUUGCAAAAAAAAGAACGAAAACUAUGAAAUCGCUCUACAUAAAUCUCAUAAAAUUUAUAUUAUUACAACAAUUUUGUUGUUUAACAAAAUGUUUUAAAGGACCUUGUGAAGAUUUCUACGAAUAUGCCUGCAGUAACUAUAGUCGUGAAAACCCAGAUGAGAGUUACAAGGAAAUAACACAAAAAUUGGAUAAUAACUUUAAUAAAAAAUUGUUGGAAUAUAUGAACAAGCAAACCUAUAUACCGGGUAAACAAACAUUUUGUGAUAAAAUGCAAUUGUACUGGGUGUCAUGUAAGAAUGAAACACAAAGAGAUUUGAAGAAAUAUUUUGACGACCUAAGACCGGGUGAUCAAUUAGAUUGGCCCUUAUUGGCAUAUAAGAAACGGUGGUUGACAGCAAAUGAAACCUUUGAUUUUUGGUCUUUGUUGGGUCAAAUGCAGUCAUAUGGCUUAAGUAAUGUUAUAGUAAAGCAUGAAAUUGUAAGAAAUAAGGAAGGUUUAUUACAUAUCUGGCUAGCACCAGCUAUAGCAGAUGAUGAAGAGGGCAAACUACCCGAUAAAAAAGUGUUGCAGAUAUUGUUAAAAACUUUAGGCAUAGAGCGUCAUGAGCAGAUAAUACAAGGGCUUUAUAAUUUUUAUGUAAAAUUAAAAAAUAUGAGAGGAAAAUUUGAUUUAAGUGCAAAUCAGAUAAAAGAUAUAAGUUUGGCAAGUAUAGAUAUUAACCAUCCUUUGCUUAAUAUUAAAUUAUUUGUGGAAAAUUUGUUGGGUCCUGAAGUUAAUAACAUUUCAGUUAUUACCAUAGAAAAUCCAGAAUAUUUUAAAUUCAUAAAUCGUCAAUCGUGGUCACCUAAGGAACUAGAACAUUUAUGCAAUUAUUUAAUGCUACAAUUCCUUUACUAUUUAGCCAAAGAUGGCGCUACAGACUUUACACCCAUUGCCUGUAUAAAGGAUUUAAGAAGAAAAUUUGAUUUGGCAGUAAAUUUCUCUUAUUAUCAUAACUUCUAUCAAAAGGACGAAACUAAAUUCUCAAAAGCUCUUGCUAAGCUAACUCAACAACUUAAAGUUACGAUGAAAAAAUAUUUCGAAAAGAAUUUCCUAAAACUCAAUUGUGAAGAGAUAAUAUUUUUGGAAACUAAAUUAAAAGAAAUUCAAAUAAAUAUCGGUAAUUUACCGGCCGAUAAAAGUUUUUACGCCAUAGAAAACUUUUAUCAGGAUAUAUCUAAUCUGUUCAAAGAUAACUAUUUUAAAAAUCAUUUGCUGCUAUUAAAACAUCGUUUCAGUAAAUCGUUGCUAUAUAAACAAAAUCAAACACACUUCAUAGUCGGCGAUAAUCAUAUGGGCUCUGUGUCCUUACCGUUCUAUGUGCUCCAACAGAAUAUGGUAGUCAUACCAUUUGGCACUUUACAAUUACCUUUAUAUCAUUAUAAUCAAACGCCUCUAGAACAACUAUCCCUAUUGGGUUUUGUUUUGGCACAUGAACUAGCCCAUGCUUUCGAUACUACUGGUCUAUAUUUUGAUCAGUAUGGUUUGCCAUUGGAUCCGCCUUCAGACAUUAUGAAUCAUGAAAAUUUUACAAAAGCUCUUAAUUGCAUGCAAAUGCAAAAUUUUACAGAAACCAUAGAUGAGCGUAUUGCCGAUCUAUUUGCAGUACGUGUAGUUUACCGCAUCUAUUAUGAAAAUUAUUCGCAUGAUAAUUACACACAGUGGAGAAAAGAUUUCUUUGUGAAUAUGGCUCAGUUUUUCUGUGGCAAAGAUAACAUACAGUUCAUAGAUCAUGAUUCAGAUGCACAGCGUUUGCAGAUAAUAGUAAAGAAUUUUCGACCAUUUGCAAGGGCAUAUGAUUGUCCAGAGACAAGUCUCAUGCAUGCGAAACCAAAAUGUCGUCUUUAUUAGAAAUGAUUAUAUCAAUCAAAUGAGAAUGGCUUAGAAGCAUAUGUUGCAAAAUACAUUUAAGAGAAAUACAUAGAAAUGAACAAAAUUACUUGUAAUUUUGGUUGGAUUAACUGAGUACUUGAGACAGUAGAACUUGGUUGCUUUAUUCGUAGUAAAAUUGUUGUUAAAUAUAUUUAAAAAAACAAAAUGGACAUUGCUAUCUUUGCUGCUAUACACAACACUAUAAGGAUACAUACAUACAUACGUAAUAUUUUAGCUCAAAACUGUGUAAAUCAAUAAAAAAUAAA
This is a messenger RNA of Lucilia cuprina (Australian sheep blowfly), 2189 nucleotides long. RefSeq names its product neprilysin-3-like. The record is from RefSeq and is a predicted model, not a curated record. NCBI's taxonomy places the organism in Eukaryota, Metazoa, Arthropoda, Insecta, Diptera, Calliphoridae. Gene Ontology annotation, cellular component: plasma membrane. The transcript has a single exon. The coding region runs from base 34 to 1902 and encodes 622 amino acids. Gene Ontology annotation, molecular function: metalloendopeptidase activity. Gene Ontology annotation, biological process: protein processing.